CACUUCAAGAGAACAUAUCCCUCACUUUUCUUAUUUCCUUAUAAAAAAAACAUAAACCCUCCCUCACUUCCACACUCAACUGUACAUACACAAUCUUCUCAUGGCCGGCGCCGUUGCCGGAGUAGAAAAUGAAGGAAUCAGGCGAAGAACAUGCUCAUGUUCAAAGAACGAUUUUCUCCCAGAAGAGUCAUUUCAAAGCUGGGGAAAUUACAUGAAAGCGCUUAGAGAAACUCCGAAACGGCUCAAGGAUCGCCUCUUGACUCGCUCUCUCGACUCGAUCGAGCUCCACGAAAUGAAAGCUCGGAGCGAGCACGAGAUGAAGAAGCACCUGACGUGGUGGGAUCUGAUGUGGUUCGGUAUAGGGAAUGUUAUCGGGUCCGGAAUAUUUGUUCUUACGGGACUGGAAGCUCGGGACCAUGCAGGACCUGCUAUUAUAUUGUCUUACGUUGUUUCUGGUGUUUCUGCUAUGCUUUCUGUCUUCUGUUACACUGAAUUUGCUGUUGAAAUUCCUGUUGCAGGUGGAUCAUUUGCUUACUUAAGAGUAGAGCUUGGCGAUUUCAUGGCCUUCAUUGCAGCCGGUAACAUCCUCCUCGAAUACGUAAUAGGCGGAGCUGCAGUAGCUCGAUCAUGGACAUCAUAUUUCGCAACUCUCUGCAACCACGAUCCCGAUGAUUUCCGCAUCAUCGCACACAGUCUCCCCGAUGACUAUAGCCAUCUAGACCCUAUCUCAGUCGGGGUUACUGCAAUCAUAUGUCUCCUUGCAGUUCUUAGCACGAAAGGCUCUUCGCGAUUCAAUUACAUUGCCUCCAUUCUUCACGUUAUCACCAUUCUCUUCAUCAUCAUCGCGGGCCUAACUCAAGCCAAUAUUAAAAAUUAUACCCCGUUUGCACCUUACGAGGCGCGUGGUAUUUUCGUGGCAUCGGCUGUUGUUUUCUUUGCGUAUGUUGGAUUUGAUGCGAUUUCUACAAUGGCGGAAGAAACUGUGAAUCCAGCUCGAGAUGUUCCGAUAGGACUUGUCGGUUCGAUGACGAUAGUUGCUUUCGUGUACUGUCUAUUAGCAGCGGUUUUGUGCCUUAUGGUUCCGACUAAUAAGAUCGAUGGCGAUGCUGCAUUUUCGGUUGCGUUUGAAUAUGUUGGAAUGAAUUGGGCUAAGUAUAUAGUCGCUUUUGGUGCGUUACAAGGUAUGACUACUGCAUUGCUAGUGGGAGCAGUAGGUCAGGCUCGGUAUCUAACCCACAUUGCUCGAACCCAUAUGAUGCCGCCGUGGCUAGCUCAUGUCGACGCAAGGACGGGAACUCCUGUUCAUGCCACAGUUGUUAUGAUUGUCGCUACCGCCAUUGUCGCAUUCUUCACGAAAAUGGACAUUCUCGCAAAUCUACUCUCAAUUUCCACUCUCUUCAUCUUCAUGCUCGUGGCCAUCGCGCUACUAGUUCGUCGAUACUACGUUUCUGGCGUAACCACGAAAGCCAAUCACGUAAAGCUCGUCGUUUGUCUCGCGCUAAUACUCGGUUCGUCCAUUGCUACGGCUGUUAACUGGGCGCUCGGAGGCGACGAGUGGACCGGGUAUGUGAUAACGGUGUUGAUAUGGCUAUUUGCUACUUCGGGACUUAAGUUUCUUGUUCCGCAAGCAAGAGACCCUAAACUAUGGGGUGUUCCGUUGGUGCCGUGGCUGCCUUCGGCUUCGAUUCUUAUAAAUAUUUUUCUGUUGGGAUCGAUAGACGGCGCGUCGUUUGGUAGAUUUGGAAUAUGGACUGGUGUGUUAUUGGUGUAUUACUUGCUGUUCGGGUUACAUGCUUCUUAUGACACGGCAAAGGAAUCUGCAGAGCCAAGAGAAGGGAAAUGGAAGAAAUUGGAAGAAGGGUUUGUUGUGUCUUCUCAGUCUACUUCUAUUGUUGAUCAAAAGGGUGAUACUAAUGAUUCUAUAAAUAAUACAAUUGGGUAAGGUAAAUUCAUGUUGUAAUGAGUUCUUGUGUAUAUGAUAUAGUACAAUGAAUUGAAAAAUAUAUUAAAGUUGUGUUAUUCAGAA
This is a messenger RNA of Mercurialis annua (annual mercury), 2026 nucleotides long. Its product is annotated as cationic amino acid transporter 1-like. Gene Ontology annotation, molecular function: L-glutamate transmembrane transporter activity; L-lysine transmembrane transporter activity. The transcript is spliced from 3 exons. The coding region runs from base 101 to 1942 and encodes 613 amino acids. Gene Ontology annotation, biological process: amino acid transport; transmembrane transport. The record is from RefSeq and is a predicted model, not a curated record. Gene Ontology annotation, cellular component: plasma membrane. Lineage: Eukaryota; Viridiplantae; Streptophyta; Magnoliopsida; Malpighiales; Euphorbiaceae.